Messenger RNA from Cyclocybe aegerita, 3828 nucleotides. The record is from the annotation of a GenBank genome assembly. Lineage: Eukaryota; Fungi; Basidiomycota; Agaricomycetes; Agaricales; Hemipholiotaceae.
AUGACCGCGAUGGGGUCUUCCGAAAUUGAUUCCGACUCUCUGCAGGCGGUCAAGAGCUUGAAGUCCAAGUUCGAGCAGCUGGCGGUGCAGACAUCUCCUCAGAGGCCAGGCAGCAGUGACUUUUUGGUGCCUUCGAGCCCAAGACCGCGAGCGGUGUCUAGUUCAGUCGUGGAUGCACCAGCGGGCCAUCUCCGUACCUCGUCUUCGUCGUCGGAUUUGCGGGCGCCAGUCAAGAAAGCUCCACCACCACCGCCUCCGCCUCGUGGAUCGAAGACACUGAACCCUUCUCCAAUACCAUCCCCAUCUCCGUCACCCCUUAUGCGUCCAGUACCAAUUCCACCAGUCAAGGCGGAGAUAAAGGAGCUUGGUCUGGGGUCGAACGUGUCUAAUUUGAAGAGCAAAUUCGCUCAAAGCCCGACGUCAUCGCCAAGUCGGACGCAUAGUCCUCGACAAAGUCUCGUUGCUUUCCAGCCCGUUCAAGGGGACGCGAAACCAGUCAUUCCACCCCGUCCUAGCACUCUGUUGGGCGUCACCAGUCCAGAAGGUAGCCAGGCGGAUUCCGAAGGUGAAAGCAGCACUGAGACCUCGCCGUCGAACAUCUCACCUCCUGGGAUUACUGCAAGGCGAACAAACGACGAAAUCAGCUCGAUCCAUGUCCUCGGAACUCAUUUCGGCGAUUCAAGUCAAACCUCAUAUGAUAGUGACGCCAGUCUACCUCCAAUGCGACCUACAUUACCCUCCAUUCCACCUCGCCCUCAUGCAUUGUUAGGUGUUCCGACGACCGCAAGUCUAGAAGAUGCAUAUACCUUUUCUCAAGAUGAUGACGCCAAUGCACGUUGGACCAACGGUGAUAAGAAUUCCAUUCGUAGUCUCGGAGCUCACUUUCCGGACUCCAGCCAGACAUCUUAUGACAGCGACGCCAGUAUACCUCCGCUACCACGACACCAUUCACGACCUACUUUACCUCCAGAUUUUAAACCUUCUGUCCCUCCUCGUCCUAAUAAUCUUUUGGGUAUGGCGCAAGCCACAAGCCCUGAAAGCUCUCAAAUAUUUUCGCGAGAAGACGGGAACGUGGAAACCUCACUUCCUCCUCCUAUCCCCGCACGGCGAACCAACGGGGACAGCGGUUCAAUUCGAAGUCUUGGUUCCGUGUCUUUCGAAAGUGACGUCAGUUUAUCGUCCUCACGGUCCAAUUUAAUGCCUCCUCCGCCACCACCUCCUCGAACUCGUCCUUCCGUGUCUCCUGAGCCACCCCUCGCGUCAAUAUCUUCUCUGAGCUCUAGAUUUGCAUCACCUCCACCACCCCUUCCGAUCCGUAGGAACACGAUGGCAACUUCAGACUUUGCCGCGCUAUCUCCUCCACCCCCUCUACCUGUCAGGACGAAUGGAGCGAACGGAACAGAACCGAUCGUCAAUGAGCGAAAGCCGCUUGGUACAAGCAAAUUACCGCCGCCACCGACACGGACAAUAGCACUGGGGGACAAAUUGCCUCCUGCUCGACGCCCGUCAACGCCAUCUUCAGACGAAGAGUCUGGCGAUGAAGAGGAACCGAAAAUGCAGACCGUCGACACGAUGCCCGACAGUAGUGCCGCAUCACGAUGGCCGCCUGUGCUCCGUUUCCGAGAUGGAUACUCAGAGCCAAAGCUACACGUGCAUCCGCACAGUGGUUGUGUCGCCAUGUCGGGAUCGUACCUCGUCGUUGGACACAAUCAUCAUCUGAAGAUAUACGACCUCUCCCUGUCAGAAGUUCCGAUCCACAAUCUUGAUACGAGAGCCUUAGGCAUCAAGGACUCGAAAGUAACUUGCAUGGAGUUUCGUCCCUGCGCGUCGGAGGCAGAUCGUGGGUUCUUGUUGUGGGCUGGGACGAAAGAAGGACAUCUAUUUGAAAUUGACAUCCGGGCAGGCGUUGUUCGCGCCACGAAAUAUGCCGCUCAUCUGCACCCCGUCACCUACCUAUUUCGACAUGCGCGUUCAAUGCUUUCGCUUGACGAGUCGGGAAAGAUUCUCAUUUUCUCUCCAGACGUGGGCAACCUCGAGGACGUCAGUCUACUCACGACAGUGCCGCGUGUCCUUCGGACGACAGACAAACAAGACUUCGUGAAGAUGAUCAAUGGGAAGCUCUGGACUGCCGCGAGGGUGGAACAUCAUGGUACAGCUGCAGCACCAACACAGAGAAUGCCCAUCAUCCGCAUAUAUGACGUCUUCAACCCUGCAAGCACUGGUCGGUCAGUGAUGCCCAAUGAACACGUCGGGCCUGUGACGUCAGCGACGAUUAUUCCCUCACUGCCUGGUAUGGUAUAUGUCGGGCACGAGGAGGGUUAUGUGUCGCUGUGGGAGCUGGAGACGGACGACGGGUAUCCGCGCUGUGUUGAGGUGAUGAAGGUGUCAACGUCUGACGUGCUCAGCCUGGAAGGUGUCAACAACCGUUUGUGGGCUGGGAGCAGGAAUGGGAUGGUCUCCGCAUAUGAUGUUACCCAACGGCCAUGGCUGGUGACGAAUUGCUGGAACGCGCACCCUGGGCUACCGGUUAUGAAGUUGAUUGUUAAUUACUAUGCCAUCGUCAAGGUUGGCAGAUUGUGUGUGGCGAGCAUUGGGCGAGACGAGCAGAUCAGACUCUGGGAUGGGUUGCUGGGUUUGGACUGGAUUGACAAGGAGCUACUCAAACGCGAGACAUCAUUCAGCACAUUUCGCGACCUAUCUAUUCUAGUGGCUUCCUGGAACUGCGACUCUGCUCGACCAGAUUCCCUAACCGGAGAGUCAGAAAACUUCAACCUCUUCAACGAUAUCCUGCUCAGCGUCGACAAGGCACCAGAUGUCAUCGUAUUCGGAUUCCAGGAGGUUAUCGACUUGGAGAGCCGGAAGAUGGCUGCUAAGAAUGUCCUACUCGGUGGCAAGAAGAAGCCAGAUGAUGGCCUCUCCGAGAAAGUUACUGGCGCAUACAAGAGGUGGUAUGAUCGGCUUGUCCUCGCGGUCAAGGCUGCCAUGCCUAGGGACGUCGGGUACUGCGUCGUCCACACCGAGAAUCUCGUUGGGUUGUUCAGCUGUAUCUUCGUGAAGAAUACAGAGAGGGUUACGUUUGACGAUGUGGCAGUAACGACUAUCAAACGAGGGAUGGGUGGGCGGUACGGUAAUAAGGGUGGCAUCGUCGCUCGCUUUAUCGUUGGCGAUUCUUCAAUCUGCUUCAUCAAUUGCCAUCUCGCUGCUGGUCAGAAUGGAGUUCGGCAACGCAAUGCCGACAUUGCAGGGAUGCUUGAGGAGAAAGCCGUAUUCUCUCCUUCCACAAAUACCUUGGCCUAUAUUCGCGGAGGUGAUGGGUCAAUGGUUCUGGAUCAUGAGUUCGUCAUCUUGAAUGGUGACAUGAACUAUCGCAUCGACUAUCGGAGAGAUUUGAUCAUGCAAGCCACCCGUAAUGGAGAUUAUGCCUCUCUCAGUCAACAUGACCAGCUGCUUCGCGAGAUCAAGUUCAAUCGGGGAUGUCGACUGCGCGGGUUCGCAGAAGGCACUCUCAAUUUCGCUCCAACGUACAAAUACGACCGACACUCGAAUGAAUACGAUACCUCGGAGAAACGCCGCCUGCCUGCCUGGUGCGAUCGUGUUCUCUGGCGGUCGAGAGUUCCCAGUCGCGUCAGGCAGAUACAUUAUCGCCGUUAUGAGGCAAACGUGUCUGACCAUCGACCAAUCUCGGCGGCGUUCUCGGUGACGGUAAAGAAGUUCGACAAUGAGGCGAGAGAGAGGGCAAAGGCUGAACUUCAGGUCCAGUGGGUGGACGUUCAACAGCAGCUGUUAAAUGCUGCUAUGAUGUUCUACGUCAAGCAGGCCUUGCUUUAG